CGGGGAUCACUGGGAAUUGUAGUUCUCUCUCCCGUUCUCUGAGGCGAGAACGCCUCCUUGCCUUGUGGCUUCUUUAGUCUGUAAGGCGGCGGAACAUGGCUGGACGCUGGCUCUGGGCGGCCCCACGGACCCUGCAGCGACUCGCGGGCCGCCGCACUCCGGGCCCGAGCAGAGGCUGUACACCCGCCUUCAGCACAGCUGCUCAGAGUAGUGCUGGAGAGGACAGCGGCUCCACUGACCCUCCUGCUGACCCAGGCCCCUUAUUGGCCGAAGAAGCGCUGGAACACAAAGCCCUCCGACUGCAAAAGGAAGUCCGAGAUUUAACUGAAAGAUACCAGAAAGCUCUGGCUGAUUCUGAACAUGUACGAAGGCGCACACAGAAAUUUGUGGAAGAUGCCAAGAUAUUUGGGAUCCAGAGUUUCUGCAAAGAUUUGGUAGAGAUCGCAGAUAUCUUGGAGAAGGCCACCAAGCAUAGCUCUGGGGAAGCAGAGCCAGGGGACCAGAAGCCAACCCUCACGAAGGUCUUUGAAGGACUCUCCCUCCUCCAGGCUAAGCUUCAGAGUGUAUUUGCUAAGCAUGGUCUGCAGAAAAUGACUCCCAUUGGUGAUAAGUAUGACCCAUAUGACCAUGAGAUCGUUUGUCACAUACCAGCCGAUGGAGUACAGCCAGGCACAGUGACACUUGUUACCCUAGAUGGCUAUAAACUUCAUGGUCGAACCAUCAGACCUGCCCAAGUGGGUGUGGCUGUUGAGACACAGGAAUGAUGGGGUCUGGGACCUGGGGAAAUUUACAUUCUUUCUUCUUGCACAGAACACAGCCCCUUUGUUUCCUUUAUUUAUUACACAGAUUUGUAUUAUAAUUGGGAUAUUUUGCCCUAUCUAUUUUGAGUUUAAUCUAUGUAGUGGGAAAAAAACCAUAUUCUUGUCAGUUCUGACAUGUGGUGAGUCAUAUUACUUCUGAGCUAUAAAAUGAGGGGUUUGCACUAAACAAUUUCUAAGGUACCUUGCAGCUUUAAUUUUAUAAUCAUAUGAAUAUAAGUUCAAUAUUAUGGCAUUUAGUUGGUUUAAUGUAACAUUUCCUUUGACUUCAUCAGAAGCCCUAUCAUUGGCCUUUAAAAUGCAUGUUGGAUAAAGUUAUUUAUUAAUAACCGUACACUAGUGUCUUUCAGGUAGAAAGACAGAACAAAGUGUCAUAUAGUGUGUGUUUGUAAUUGAAUUUAAUUCUGUGAUGUGUCUCUCUUCUACCCAUUCCUACUUCCCUAUAUUCCCUAAUACCAAUUCAAAAUUACCUUAAUGGAAAGUGUACUGAGCCAGGAAUAUGUAGACAUGUUUAUUAUAUAUUCUGCCUCUGUUAUGUGAUCUUGCACAAGUCUCCUCUCCUCUGAACCUCAUCAGUAAAAUUAUGGAUGUUA
Molecule: messenger RNA, 1411 nt
Organism: Dromiciops gliroides (monito del monte)
Lineage: Eukaryota; Metazoa; Chordata; Mammalia; Microbiotheria; Microbiotheriidae
Gene: GRPEL2
Product: GrpE like 2, mitochondrial
Exons: 4
Coding region: 96-764 (222 amino acids)
Biological process (GO): protein import into mitochondrial matrix; protein folding
Cellular component (GO): PAM complex, Tim23 associated import motor
Molecular function (GO): adenyl-nucleotide exchange factor activity; protein-folding chaperone binding; protein homodimerization activity
Source: RefSeq, a predicted model, not a curated record